ACCAUAUGAAAUUGUAAACAAAAUUAUAGUGCGUCAUUAUCGCAUGUUUUGUGGGAUUUGUUUACUUUUGUAAUCGACGUUGACGCUUUUGGCGGUGGGCGGUCUUUAUCAGUGUAUUUUAUAUCUUUUAUUAUUAUUUUUCCGUAACAUCCUUUGUGGAAUUGAUAAAAUGAGUACUUGGUUGUUGCGUCAUACCAAGGUGUUGCGCGUUGUUGGUGAAGGAGCCCGAGGAAUUCCCUUGCAUGGUACUGCGCCGGCAAGGUCGCGCAGAGGGCACGUUGCUAUCCAGUUUAAAAGCCUGCGAGUGGCGGCAGGGGUCGCGAGUGUGGUCAGUGCCUGGCGGUGGGGGCGUACUGUUGGGUUGUGAUCCUCUGCUGAGCGUGUUGAGUUGCAUUCUGUGUGUUGGGACCAGUGCAAAUUGGAGUGUGAUUGCCACACCUGACCAAUCAAGAUGAGCACCAUGAAAGCCCUGCAGUACAACCGACCGACCAAGACCCUGACGCUGAGGGAGAUACCCGUACCAAAGAUUGUCAGGGAGGACGAUGUGUUGGUUAAAGUUGCAUUCUCAGGCAUCUGCGGAACUGAUCUGCAUGCAAUUAAGGGCAACUACCCAACUGCCGAGCAUGACGUCACUCUGGGCCACGAGUUCUGCGGCAUCGUCAUGGAGGUCGGCUCGGACGUGAAGAACGUCAAGGUCGGAUCGGAGGUCACCGUCGACCCGUACAGGGGCUGCUUCAAAUGUCGGCACUGCGCCGGUGGAAACCCGCAGUUCUGCAUCUACGAGGGACCGCGCAACGCGCUGGGCUUCUUCCGUGACGGCGGCUGGGCAGAGUACUGCCUGGCGCCGGCCCAGCAGGUGCACCGCAUUCCGCCCGAGAUCAACCUGAGCCUCGAGCUGGCCUGCCUUGUCGAGACGCUCUCCACCAUCCAGCACGGCUGCGACCGCAUCGGCAUCAUCCCGCACGACGCGCGCGUGCUCAUCAUCGGCGCCGGCAUCAUCGGCAUCCUGUACGCGUGCAUCUUCCACCUGCACGGCCACCGGCAGUGCAUGAUCUCCGAGCCGUCAGCCGAGCGCCGCGAGCGCAUCAACGUGCUAGAGCUCGGCUACCAGACGAUGACGCCCGACGAGACACGCGCCAUCAUGACCGAGGCCAUGAAGGACCUGGAGCACGAUGGGCUUGACUACGUCAUCGACUGCUCCGGCUACGCGCCGGCCGUCGAGGAGGCGUUCCAGUGGCUGCGCAAGGGCGGCCACCUGUGCUUCUUCGGCGUGGCGCCGCCCACGUCCAAGAUCAGCAUCUCGCCCAACCAGAUGUUCCACAAGGAGCUGACCAUCCUGGGCACGCUCACGAACCCCUUCUGCUACCCCAAGGCCACCGCCCUGACGGCCGCGCUCGGUAAGCGCUACCUGGACUUCGAGAAGCUCGCCAUCGAGACGUUCGAGCUGUCCGACUACGAGAAGGCGCUGAGCAAGCUGGCCAGUGGAGUCAUCUCCAAGGCCGUCUUCAAGUUCCCAGUCUAGGCGUCCGGGCGAAACCUGCCGUCCGUUCGGACUUACACACGCAGACACAUACACACAUACACGUGAAUCACAUACACACACACAGACGGUGACACACGCUAGUCAUUUAUAUGUAUUUAUGUCGGUGUCAUGUUAGAUGUUUUCCGGAGUUGAGUCGUCGCCGGUCGAGGGCGCACUGCCGCUGCUGCCGCUACUAAGACUGCCGUGCCAUAUGCUUGGUUUGAGUCGCUUACCGCGCUUUCUCGCUGGUCAGAGGUGGUCGCUCGACUAACGGAUCGUCUUAUAAUCGCUGGGAGCCGCCUGCCUAUUGCCAAAUAGAACUACACAUUGUGACGAUUUUUUGUCGCGCCCUUUCCGAGAGCCCGCCAGCUUUCUGUCGGCCGCUGUUCAUCUCUCUUCGCUGGUCGGGAAAGAGGAGCGCCGCCGCGGCCGGCUGUUGUUGAGCAUUGUUGGAGGUGCGACAGUCGAAGGUCGGAAAUACAUACAAGGUACGGUGUGA
Amphibalanus amphitrite is the source of this 2021-nucleotide messenger RNA. RefSeq names its product 2-deoxy-scyllo-inosamine dehydrogenase-like. Gene Ontology annotation, molecular function: oxidoreductase activity; zinc ion binding. The transcript has 3 exons. The record is from RefSeq and is a predicted model, not a curated record. Lineage: Eukaryota; Metazoa; Arthropoda; Thecostraca; Balanomorpha; Balanidae. The coding region runs from base 452 to 1522 and encodes 356 amino acids.